UAUUUGAUCCAUUCCAUGUUUUUUCUUACUUGAGUGUUUGCAUAAUGUAAAACACAAAAGUCUAGGUAUCUAACAAGAAAAAAUCUACAGAUGCUGGAAAAACAAACAACACAUACAAAAAGGUAGUGGAACUCGGCAGACCAGGCAGCAUCUAUGGAAAAGAGUACAGUUAACAAUUUGAGCCGAGACCCUUCAUCAUUGUCAAUCAAUGUGAUAAAGUUUUUGAAUGUUCACCACCAGAACAUAAUUAGAAGUAAAAUAAUUGAUCAAAUAUUACUAUAUCAAAGCAUCUGGUUUGCUGUUAUUUGCCAAACCCAUCAUCCAUAUUUGAAGAUAUUUCUAAAUGUAUGCAAUGGAACUUGCAGAGACUGAGAACUGAUAAUGUCACAUUAAAGAGAACUGGGACUUGUGUUAAACAGGAAAGCUUCAAUUAAUCAGAUUGGAAGAAUAUAAUAUUCAUAACAUAUGGACAGCAAAGGAUGUGUAAAUUAGAGCGGGUUACUUCAAUGUUCAAUCAGAUGUGAAUUAAAAAUAAGCAGAAAAUAAAUAUUGAAAAGGAGACACAUUACAAAGAAAUACAGAGAAAGUACUAAAUUUUUCUUUCUGAAAUAAAUUACAACAUCUAGGAUCUGGAGAAAUGCAUUCUGUUGUUAUUGCUAAUGUUCAUUAUUCAAGAAGCUUCAAGGCAGCAAUUAACAAAAUGACCCUGUCCCAUAAAGUGCACAGACCAAACUGACGAACUCUGAACAUCCCAUGGUAAUUUCAGUCCAUGCAAAUGCAACAAAUUUGCCCCAUCCAAUUCACUCUAAGGAUGAAGCAGAUGGCAAAAAUGCUGUUUGUGUGGAGCCAAUGUCAGAGCAUAGUAUUUCAGAUAACAUUUGUUUGCAUUUUCUAUAAUAAAUUAGAAAACAAUGGAAAUGAUCAACAGAUCAGACAGUAUCUGAGCAAAGAUAAGCAGAAUUAACAUCCCAGGUCACAGCCAUUUGUCAAAACUGGGAAAGACAGAAAAACAAAGGUUGUUUGAAAUUGCAGAGAAGGCAGGAGAGAUGGCAGGAGGAAAGGGAUUAUCUGUGAUGGUGAUAAUUGCUGUGAAGACAAAAUGUGAAAGUGUUGGAAAAAAGUGACACCCCUGAAAAGAGAAACUGAUUUUUCAGGGACUUGGAUUCUUCAUCAGAAUCGAGAGAGACACACACCCGCAAGCUGGUUUAAGUAACAGAGAAGGCAGAGGAGGGAAAUGGGUGGAAUGAGGGAGAUGCCUCUGAUAGGAUGAGAUUAUUUGGCUGGUAAGUGGUAGUUAAGCUUCUUUUUUCAAAUAAUGUGCUAUGCCAUUAAAUUGAGAUUGUUGUGUUAUUGUGGGCAGUUAAAGUGUGAAAUACCAACAAGAAUGUUAGUUAGUUGAAGUUGUAGACUUCUAUAUUGAGUCUGGAAUGCUACAAACUGGCUGCUGAAAGAUACAGUGUUGUUCCUCAGACUUGGGUCAAACCUUGUUAUAACAGUACAGGAGAUCGCAGUCAGAAGUAUCAAAGUGAUAGUGGAUGAAGUAUUAAAGUGGCAUGCAAUAAAAGAAUCAGAGUCAUACCUGUGGACUGAACGUUGUUACUCCACAAAGCAAUCACCCUAAUUGAAUUUAAUUUCUCUGAUGGAGACAAGAAAACAAUAUGAAGAGAAAAUGCAGUACACCAGACUGGAAGAAGCAAAUUUUGCAUUUUCUGUUCAUGCUUCGAAUUUUCAGCUUUUGAAUUUUCCUUUUUCAUUAUUUCAACAAGAUUUGCAAACCUGUAUAAUCUAUAGACCUUUACCUGAAUUUGCCAAAUCCUUUGCAGAUACUGUUACAAUUCUCAUAUAUUUGCUGGGCAUCUAGGUUUUAACAUUACUGAGAAUCUAAGAUCAUCUUAUUAUUUGGUACAUUCUGCAAAUAUGAAAUGCAUGCACAUUGACUUCCUGAAAUGUCUUAAGUAGUUUACAUGAAGCAUUUGAAUUAGAUUUAGUAACAAAGUUUCCUUGUGGUGCAGGCUUUGAGAAUUGGAAUGUGGGCAUUCAAAAUUUUACAUCUGAGAUCAGCAGAUGCUACAAGAUUUUGUAUCAGUUCAUAUUUGUUAAAAUACCUUUGGCUCCCAGAGAACAUAUGGGGUGGGGGGGGGGGAGGGAGGAAGUAAGAUUAAGGUAAAGGAAGUACAAGGUUGGGUUUAAUGGGAUUCAGAGAGCUGACACUAGCUAGGUGACCUUCUUCUAUUUCAUAGGAAAAUUUGCAAAAAUGUGAGAAUAGGGAUAUUUCUAGUAAGGUCAGAAUUAGUUUUCCAUUCCUAAUCGCCCUACAGUCCUGUCACUAAGCUAUAGCAACCUAUACUCAAAUGUAAUUCUACACUUUUUAAGUUGGAGUGUUAAUUUCAAGACUCUUGUGAACAUAGAUGAAUUUAUAUCUAUGCCUUCUGCAAAUGGUUACAUUUUCAAAUCAAAAGGGGAACUCCUUUUAUUUCAUAAACUUUAAACUUGCUGAAUUUUUAUUAUUUUACAUCCAAUUUCAGUCACAUUCCAAGGCAUGCUUAAUUUGUUAAAUUAUUAUUUUUUUAGUCAGUAAUUUCUCUACGUUGACACUCCUGGGUUCGUGCUCAGGCUUCUAUUUUACAUAUGUUGUUCAUAAUCAACAACCUUGAUCCACACAAAUCUAAAAUAUUUAAUUUUGCUGACUAUCCUCAUAUGGAAGGGAACAAACUAAAAUUGAGUAACUAAAUAUGUACGUACAAAAUUUCAGAACUUAAACUCCCAGUCUUUAGUUUUGUUGAUCUAAUAUCAUGUUUGUAGUUUAAUCCUAUUUAACUCAAAAAUAUCAUAAUAGUCAAUCAUAAAAAAGUAAAGUAAUAUAAAUGAAACAUGACAGGAGGAGUAUUACAUGAAGUAUCUAAAUUUGACUGACAUAGGGUUUGGUAGUGAUUUCCUACUAACUGGUUAGAGAUCUGUACUUCUGGAAUUUCAUCUCCAUGUCAGACUGGUACUUGCUUUUUACCCAAAUGGCAUCAGUGUCUGGCUAUGAACAGUUUGCUUUUCAAGACUUGUCAAAGCAGACUGUAAUUAUUCCUACUGCUGACACUAUUACAUUGGUUCAAGGAAAAGUAGUUAAGAUCUUGAAACAGAUGAUGGUAUGAGACUAUCUAAGGUACUACUGGAAAGUCAGCAUAUGUGUGAGAUUGAAAGAAAGACCUGCAUUUAUAUUCCACCCUUCUUACCCUUUACAGAGAGAUCGAAAACUUUGCCAAUACAGUACUGUUUAAUACCUUGUCACCAUAACAGUCAGCAGUCUGUAAUUGUAAAUAGAUCACUGCCCCAGAGCUGGGACAGGCCUGCUUGUGCCAUAUUAUUUGCUGAUUUUAACACCAUUAACUGAAAGGACGUUUACUAAAAUUUAAUUAUCUGUCCUUACAUCUUCAAACUUUAACUUGCGGUCCAAUUGUGCAGUUCUGUUUAUUCAUUGUGACACUCCCACUCUACAUCACUGAAACUAAACUCAACUUCAGCUUUUGCCUCCUGGAAUACCUGCAUUUAAACAAUAAACUGAAUGGGAGUAUUAUUUGCAAAAUUUAAAUUUAAGUUUUUGUUUAAUAUAUUAUACUUGGAACGUAGGCAACAGCAACGGCCUCUAUUGUCCAUCCCCAUUUCCCUGAAGGUAUUCAGAACCUGUAACACAUGAUUGGACUGACAUCAAAACAAACUCCAAAAGACAAUGAGGACAUACACCUUCCUAAAAGAACUUUAGAGAAAGUUAAUAGCCUUUUGCAGUUACAAGUAAAUUGUGAAGUGCCAUCAUAUUUCUGUGUAAGAUUCCCCUUUCGCUGUUAAAUCAAGAAUUGCACCGAGUUAGUGGUCGCCUCAGACUCUAGACAGAUACUUAUACAACUUUUUACAAGUUUUGAGAAUUGGUGAUAAGGCAUGCCCACUACUUUUUAAGGCCUCUAAUUUUGGAAAAGACUCAACUGAAAUCUCGACUGCCAGGGAUCACAUUCGUCCAGUUUAUAGUAAUUUUAAGAUACUGUCAUCCCAAUUGAGAAAUGAAAAGAGGUACAAUUUCCUGGAGCAAGUCCAAGAGUUGAAGUGUGUGUGUGUGUGUGUGUGUGUGUGUGUGGCCCUAGGUGGGGAGAACAAUCGUCGGUGGGCAUCGAGACCCUGCACCAGGACUGAGUUCUGAGCUCUUUCUCUCCACAGUUGCUGCCCGACUGGGUGAGCUGCUUGUUUGCUGCUCCCAAUACCAACAUUUGUCGUUUUUCUGGGAAGUGGCAUAAAGAAACUGGAUGCACAAGGGCACAACAGUCUGCAGGUGGUGGGACUUACAGCAACGAACUGCUGCCUGGGUCAGGCAGCAUCUGUGAAGGGAAAUGGACGGUCGAAAUUUUGGGUCGAGGUUCAUCAGAAAUGGAUCGGAACCCGUAAACAUAAGAUAUUCAGCAGAUGCCGGAAAUCCAGAGUAACGCACAAAAUGCUGGAUGAAGGUUCUCGACCCGAAACAUCGGCUCUUAAUUCCUUUCCAGAGAUGCCGCUUGAACUGCUGAGUUCCCCCAGCACUUUGUGUGGAUCAAUAGAAACCGGGCCUGCUUAAUUCAUCAGUGUCCUGUCCUGGACCAGAAAUAGUUCGCAAUUACAUGCCAAAAAAAAAAUCGAUGCUAUUUUCUCGCCGCUUAAGAAAUAAAACAAUUGGGAUGUGCAGACACAAUUGGUACCUUGAGAAAUAAAUACUGCCGUUGUAGUAUCAGAUUAUAGCAGCCGCGAGUCUGUCAUGACCAUCAAAAGCCACGACUGUUCCCUGGGGUGGUAAUUUUGGCUCCAGAAUUACGAGGUAGCCCGCGCUCCAAAAAAUACGGUAAGCGAAGGAUUCCACUUGCGCUUCCUCAGAGCCGCUCCAGUUGCUCAGAGAGGAGGCUGAAAAAUGGGUUGGUUGCUGAACAAGUUCAGCAAGACUGGAGCGCCGAUCACCUGCCGGGGGCACGAACCUCCACUUCACCGACUUCGUUGUGGAAUGCGGAUAGUAACGUGCAUUUAUAAGCCAGGUGCUUCACCGAUGCACUCCUGACAACGCAAGGCUCGACAUCUGGGGAGAGAGACGCCAAGGGAAAGGCUAUCUUGGAGUUUUGGCUUCACCUCUGUCUGGCACUAAGCGCGGGACUGCCGAGAGAGUUGGGAGCGGCGGCAGCGGAGGCUGCCGUUGCAGCAUGUCGGACGAGGCAGUGUCCGAAUGCCCCGUUUGUUAUGAGAAGAUGACCCGCCAGACCCAGUCGCCGCGGACCCUGACGUGCAAGCAUGUCUUCUGCCACGACUGCCUGGUCAAGACGAUCAUCAGCCAGGAGGGACAGCCCAAGAAGGUGGUGUGUCCCGUUUGCCGGCACGUCACCUUCCUGCACAGACGGAGCAUAGCAUGGAUCAUCAUGAGCAAGGAGGACAAGCAGACGCUGGAGAUCCCGAUGUCGCCCACCGCCCCGGUGUCGGAGAGCCCGCCGCCCGAAUCUCCUGGGACGAUACCUCCGCACCCGCCCUCGCUCCUGCGCCGUUUGUUCUGCUCCUGCCCAAGGACUUUAUCGCCGUCUCGGAACCCAGCACUGCACAGCAGCCGGAUUUUUGUGAUCAGCGGCCGGGGCAGGCCAAUGAGCGAGGAGGAGGAGGUGCGGGCUCCCGGCGAGCCGGUGGUCUUGGAGCGCCGGCGCUGCAGAUUGCGCUGGGUGCUGGUGCUGCUGUGCUUCAUCAUUAUCGGGGCCGUGAUCGCUGCCAUCCUGCCCUGGGUCACCUCCUUCAAGUGACCGCCGCCCGGCACCUCGGCAGCUGCGGUUAACAGGUACUACACUAGUGAACUUGCUUUCACAAGACGCAACGAAAAAAAAGAGGAUGCAUGUGGAGAUGUACUCACCUGUUCCAUCUUUGCUGUACUUUAUACACAACUAACUUUUUCAGCAACUCUUUGAGAAGCACGCGCCGAUUACAGGAAAUACAAAUUGCACUUGUACAGGACUUUUACAAAACAAUAUUUUUUCAACUGUAAAUAUUGAAAUUGUGGAUAUUUGCUUACUCUUCAAAAGGGUAAAACUAAUCUUAUUGACAACUUGUUCUAACUAUAAAUAUCUUGCAUAGCUGUUAUAAACGGGUGAGUUGUACCAAGUUGAUUUAAGAAUUCGUAUUUAACAUUGGUAAAUGAAUCAAAACCUCACUCCUAAAUUCUGAGCAUAUGUUAAACUUGAAUAUACAAGUACUUUUUUUUGCACAAAUAUAGAAUAUUCCACUGUCCACAAUAUGCGUAGUACACGCCGUUAUAGACUUUUGUAACAUUCUUAACUUUUAAGCUGUUGUACAGCGGUGUUAGCUCGGCAAAUUCGUGUACCUGUAUUAUCUCAGGAUUUCACUGGGCUAUGGGCGACGCUGCUACUGGGAUACUUUCAUAUGCAGUGCCACUCCGGACUGGAGUCCAAAGACAUGUUUGCAUGUUCUAAUCACUGCAAUGUUAAGGAGAUAAGCUGGGGUUUGUCAGGGUUUCCUGGUUUUCUACCUGGCUCCGCUAAACCUCUCCCAAUACUGCCUGUGCGAUGAAGACCUCCGUGUGGCGCAUUCGCUCUAUUUCAGAUUUAUUCACACUAUUCGAAAAUCUUCGACAUUUGAGAGAGGUGACAAAGAGGCGUAAUGCAAAUUUAAAUGCGUAUACAAUACAACUUGUUCCCGAGUCGCCCGAAUUAGUGAACUCCAUUCAAAUGAACGCGCUCCCAUAAUAUAUACAAAAGAGGUUUUUUUUGCAAAUGCUGGAAAUUUUGAGCACACAUACAUACAGUGCUGGGGAAACUCAGCAGGCCAGGCAGCGUCUAAGGAAAGGGAAAAAAAUAGUGGACGUUUCGGGCCGAAGUCCUUCAUCAGGACUGUUUACGACGCCCCCAGAAUAUUACUUAAUUCAAAAGUCCAUCGUAGGUCCCAACUUGUGGCAGAGGUGGUUCCGCCGACCCUAGCGCUCCCUUUCACUUGUAGUAAUUGCUCUUCCAAAACAUUUUUAUGUGCGUUUGAUGGCAUUCAUUGCAAUACUGUGGUUGCUAUAGCCAGUGUAUUUUGUAGACAAAAUUGUUUAUGAAUGUCAGAGAAAACAACACCCUGGAGACUGCCGGUAAAAAAAAAAGAAGCAAACGUGCCAAACAUUGCUGUACUAGUUGAAAAUUCCGAUGUCAAUUAAAAGGAAUAUUUUUCUUCCAUAAA
Messenger RNA from Hypanus sabinus (Atlantic stingray), 7209 nucleotides. RefSeq names its product RING finger protein 222. Bases 5199 to 5780 code for a protein of 193 amino acids. Lineage: Eukaryota; Metazoa; Chordata; Chondrichthyes; Myliobatiformes; Dasyatidae. The transcript has a single exon. The record is from RefSeq and is a predicted model, not a curated record.